This is a messenger RNA of Lepus europaeus (European hare), 2338 nucleotides long. RefSeq names its product large 60S subunit nuclear export GTPase 1 (gene LSG1). The record is from RefSeq and is a predicted model, not a curated record. NCBI's taxonomy places the organism in Eukaryota, Metazoa, Chordata, Mammalia, Lagomorpha, Leporidae. Bases 57 to 2015 code for a protein of 652 amino acids. Gene Ontology annotation, biological process: ribosomal subunit export from nucleus. Gene Ontology annotation, molecular function: GTP binding; GTPase activity. The transcript is spliced from 14 exons. Gene Ontology annotation, cellular component: cytosol.
CAUGGCGGAAGCCGCACGCGAAGGCCCGAGAAGCUCGGUGUGGAAGCUGUGUUGUGAUGGGUCGGAGGAGAGCGCCGGGCAGUGGGUCGCUGGGCCGGACCCUCGUCCGCCAUCAGACUCAGCGGAGCCGUAGCCACCGUCACGCUGACUCCUGGUUGCACACAAGUGAACUCAAUGAUGGCUAUGAUUGGGGUCGUCUUAAUCUUCAGUCGGUGACAGAACAGAGCUCCCUUGAUGACUUCCUGGCAACUGCAGAACUUGCAGGAACAGAGUUCAUAGCUGAGAAGCUUAAUAUCAAGUUUGUGCCCCCUGAGGCUAGAACUGGACUCCUGUCAUUUGAAGAGAGCCAGAGAAUUAAGAAACUCCACGAGGAAAACAGACAGUUCUUGUGUAUACCAAGAAGACCAAACUGGGACAAAGACACUAGCCCAGAAGAACUCAAACAGGCAGAGAAAGACAACUUCCUAAAAUGGAGGCGUCAGCUUGUCCGGCUAGAAGAGGAACAAAAGCUGAUACUCACUCCAUUUGAGCGAAAUUUGGACUUUUGGCGCCAGCUCUGGAGGGUCAUUGAGAGAAGUGAUAUCGUGGUGCAGAUAGUAGAUGCCCGAAACCCCCUCCUGUUUCGAUGUGAGGAUCUGGAGUGCUACGUGAAAGAAGUAGAUGCCAGUAAGGAGAACGUCAUCCUCAUAAACAAGGCAGACCUGUUGACUGCUGAGCAGCGCAGUGCCUGGGCCUCAUACUUUGAAAAGGAAGAUGUGCAGGUUAUCUUCUGGUCGGCUUUGGCUGAAACCACUCAGCUGAACGGUGACUCUAAGGAACAAGUACACAGAGAUCCUGGAGAGCCCAACACAACCGAGUCUGAAAACUCUAGUUCGGAUGAGACUGAGCAUCUCCAGGUCAGGGGUCCUCACCCUCCCGGUGGAGAGUCCAGCAGUGAUGAAGAUGACAGUGAGUAUGAGGACUGCCAGGAGGAGGAGGAGGAGGAUUGGCGGACGUGUUCAGAAGAAGACAGCGGCCCUGAGGAGGAGGUCUGUGAGCGGGCCCAGAAGGAGAGCUGCGCUGUGGGUCCUGAGGCUCAGGACGGGAAAGCCCUGGGGAAGAGGCAGAUACACAACCUCAGCCACCUGGUGUCAAAGCAGGAAUUACUGGACCUCUUCAAGCAGCUGCACACUGGAAGGAAGGUGAAGGAUGGACAGCUCACUGUUGGAUUGGUGGGCUACCCGAAUGUUGGUAAAAGUUCAACCAUUAACACCAUUAUGGGCAACAAGAAAGUGUCCGUGUCUGCCACCCCUGGCCACACCAAGCAUUUUCAGACUCUCUAUGUGGAGCCCGGCCUCUGCUUAUGUGACUGCCCAGGCCUGGUGAUGCCGUCCUUUGUGUCUACGAAGGCGGAGAUGACUUGCAGUGGAAUCCUCCCAAUUGACCAGAUGAGAGACCAUGUCCCACCGAUAUCACUGGUCUGCCAGAAUAUCCCCAGGCACGUUUUGGAAGCUACCUAUGGCAUUACUAUCAUAAAGCCGAGAGAGGAUGAGGAUCCCCAUCGACCUCCAACGUCAGAAGAGCUGUUGACGGCUUAUGGACACAUGCGAGGCUUCAUGACAGCACACGGGCAGCCGGACCAGCCUCGAUCCGCACGCUAUAUCCUGAAGGACUACGUCAGUGGGAAGCUGCUGUACUGUCAUCCUCCCCCGGGAAGAGACCCUGUGAUGUUUCAGCAUCAACAUAAGCGGCUCCUGGAGGACAGAACAAAUGGCGAUGAAGUUAAAAUGCAGCCAGGUGGAAAUAAGAAGGCAAAACAGAUUGAGAAUGUAGUUGACAAAACGUUUUUCCAUCAAGAGAAUGUGAGAGCCUUGACCAAGGGAGUCCAGGCCGUGAUGGGUUACAAGCCUGGGAGUGGCAUGGUGACUGCAGCUACUGUGAGCUCUGAGAAUGGGGCUGGGAAGCCCUGGAAAAAACACGGCAACAGAAAUAAGAAAGAGAAAAGUCGUAGACUCUACAAGCACCUGGAUAUGUGAACCUGGGCUGCAACUGAAAUGGAUCUGCGUGGUGCAGGGGAGAACAGAGGCUGGUGCCUCCUGUGGAGCUCUUCCAGGACCCUGGCUCCACAGGAUGGACCCUGCCCUUGGGGCGCACAACCACAUCCAGUGAUGUCAAGAUGGAGAGGCACCUGGAAACACCACGUCCACCUGUGGUCAUCCGGAGCCCCAGAAACCCGCUCCCUAGGAUGAGUGAAUGAAUGAUGAAUGGUGUAUGCCUGUGUGCAUGUACACACAUGCUUACUAAUUUGUAAUUUGAAUUUUUUGAAAAGAUAAUUAAAUUAGCAGUUUUGAAUGUUUUU